Metschnikowia bicuspidata var. bicuspidata NRRL YB-4993 is the source of this 807-nucleotide messenger RNA. Its product is annotated as putative ADP-ribose 1''-phosphate phosphatase. Lineage: Eukaryota; Fungi; Ascomycota; Pichiomycetes; Serinales; Metschnikowiaceae. The coding region runs from base 1 to 807 and encodes 268 amino acids. The transcript has a single exon. The record is from RefSeq and is a predicted model, not a curated record.
AUGAAGUUUGUGGUGGUGAACUCAUGCCCCAGCACGAUCCGGUGUUUCCGGAGCGCCUUUGUGGAAGUCAGCAAGGCCCUCCCCAGACACAUUGGCCUUGAGUGUUUCCAGGGAAGCCUAGCCGACUAUGUGCACUCCCUGCACUGUCCGGAGAACCAGAACACGGCCGUGGUGUCGCCCGCCAAUUCCCUCUGUUUCAUGGGCGGCGGCUUUGACCGAGGAAUAGCAGAGUUGCUUGGCGAGCGUGGUUCUGGGUACCGCGCGGUUGAAGCGGCCAUCCAGAACCACGUUCUUUCCAGACACCACGGGUUUGUUCCGCCGCAAGCCUCCAGUGUGGUGGACCUCCAGGAAGCACUAGGCGGGGGCCACGCGAGCGGCUCCAAAAUCACGCAUCUCGUCCUAAGCCCGACCAUGGCGGUGCCGGAGAGAAUCUCCUACACUACGGUCUUCUACUGCAUGUGGAACACGCUUUUGGCAAUGGACGGCCCGUUCGACACGGUGGUCUUGCCCGCGAUUGGCGCCGGGUACGGAGGCGUGCCUGCAGCCGUGGCGGCGGCCACCAUUUCCGGUGCCCUCGGGCUAUUCUACAUGAGGAUGGGCUCGCCGUUGAACCGCGGGGCCGCGGUGUUGCUUUUUCUCCGCAAGGACUACCGGGCGCUCGGGAUCCCCGCGGACAUAGCCCGCAUCGAGUCUGUGGUGGCGCACAAGGAAGAAGCGAUUUCUGGCGCCAAGAAUCACGGGCCCGCCGAGCACGAAGGGCCUCUCGAAUGGCGGGAGCUCUCCCGUAUUCUCGACUCACUCGGCUAA